AAAAGCUGCCUUGCUACAUGAAGUUGUGCUUCCUUCUCUUGUACAACACUAUUAAUGAAAUGGCUUAUGAUACCCUUAAAAAACAAGGGAUGAACAUAAUACCCUACUUAACAAAAGCGUGGACCGACAUGUGCAAAGCCUUCAUGGUGGAAGCAAAAUGGCGAUUCAACAGAGAAACUCCAACCUUUGAUGGGUAUCUGGAAAAUGGAUGGAUGUCGGUGUCAGGGACUGUUGGUUUAGUCCAUGCCUACUUUUUAUUGACAGAAAAUAUUACAGAGGAGGCAAUUGACGACUUAGAAAUCUGCCACAGUCUUCUGAAAUGUUCAUCCAUGAUUUUUAGGCUUUGCAACGAUUUGGCCACCUCUAAGGAUGAGUUGGAGAGAGGCGAAUCUGCAAAUUCAGUCUCGUGUUACAUGCUAGAACAUGGAGUUUGUGAACAGUUUGCUCGCAAGCACAUAAGGAAUUUAAUCGAUAAAACGUGGAACAAGAUGAACAAAUAUGGAGCAGCCGAUUCUCAUUUCGGAAAACCAUUUAUCCAAAUUGCAAUGGACCUUGCCCGGAUUGCUCAAUGCACAUACCAAAAUGGAGAUGGGCAUGGAGCUCCAGAUGCCAAGGCAAAGAAACGAGUUUUGUCUGUUCUAAUUGAACCCAUCAAACUCAUAGAGAGACCAAAGCUCCAAAAUAUGGAAAGGCAUAAGCCCUAGAAAAUUUUCUUGAUGAGAAAGU
Messenger RNA from Diospyros lotus (date-plum), 726 nucleotides. RefSeq names its product probable terpene synthase 12. The transcript is spliced from 3 exons. Lineage: Eukaryota; Viridiplantae; Streptophyta; Magnoliopsida; Ericales; Ebenaceae. The record is from RefSeq and is a predicted model, not a curated record. Bases 18 to 704 code for a protein of 228 amino acids. Gene Ontology annotation, molecular function: magnesium ion binding; terpene synthase activity.